Messenger RNA from Quercus lobata, 519 nucleotides. RefSeq lists its product as uncharacterized. The coding region runs from base 1 to 519 and encodes 172 amino acids. Lineage: Eukaryota; Viridiplantae; Streptophyta; Magnoliopsida; Fagales; Fagaceae. Gene Ontology annotation, molecular function: RNA-DNA hybrid ribonuclease activity; nucleic acid binding. The record is from RefSeq and is a predicted model, not a curated record. The transcript has a single exon.
AUGGAUACUCAAGCGCUGGCUCAACUCUUCAUGGUCGCGUGGGGCAUUUGGUCUAACAGGAAUGAAAUUCGAACGGGAGGUUCACAGAAGUCAGCGUCAUUGAUUGUGAAGUGGACGUUGGACUAUCUGGAAGAGUUUCAAGUUGCCAAUCAUAAGGUUCAGAUCACGUCUGCAGAAUCUGAAUGUGGUUGGUCACUUCCCCAUGCGCCGGGUUUUAAAGUAAACAUGGAUGCUGCUAUUUUUGAGAAUCUGCGUUCAGUCGGAAUUGGAGUAGUGAUACGGGAUCACCUGGGGUCUGUCCGAGCAGCUAUGAGCAAGAAGCUCCGUGCAAUGUUGGGGCCGUUGGAAAUUGAAGCUAAGGCGAUGGAGGAAGGCUUGAGGUUCGCGUGGGACAGGGGCUUCAGAGCAGCUACGUUUGAAGGGGACUCUUUAUUGGUGCAUCAAGCGUUGACUGGCUCUGCCAUCCCACCUGCUAGCAUCUCCAACAUUAUUUCUAGUGUGCUGAGUCAGGCAUCAUAG